AUGGCUCGGGAGAACGGAGACACCAGCGGGGGGGAGACGUGGAAGAAGCAGGUCGACGACAUCAAGAAGAUGUUUGAUUUGAAGGAAGUCCUCGGGACAGGGGCCUUUUCCGAGGUGGUCCUGGCCCAGGAGAAGCUGACGGGUCGGAUGUUUGCGGUGAAGUGCAUCCCAAAAAAGGCUCUGAAGGGGAAAGAGAGCAGCAUCGAGAACGAGAUCGCCGUGCUGAGAAAGAUCAAGCAUGAAAAUAUCGUGGCGCUGGAGGACAUCUACGAGAGUCCGGAUCACCUUUAUCUUAUUAUGCAACUGGUGUCCGGCGGCGAACUUUUUGACAGAAUCGUGGAAAAAGGUUUCUACACUGAGAAAGACGCCAGCACGCUCAUCCGACAAGUUCUGGAUGCUGUCAACUAUCUGCACAACAUGGGCAUCGUGCACCGAGACCUAAAGCCGGAGAACCUGCUGUAUUUUAAUCCCCAAGGUGGUUCAAAGAUCAUGAUAAGCGACUUUGGUCUUUCCAAGAUGGAGGGUAGCGGCAACGUCAUGUCUACUGCCUGUGGCACGCCGGGAUACGUCGCACCAGAGGUUCUUGCCCAGAAGCCAUACAGCAAAGCAGUGGACUGCUGGUCCAUUGGAGUCAUCUCAUAUAUUCUGUUGUGCGGGUACCCCCCCUUUUACGACGAGAACGACUCCAAGCUGUUCGAACAGAUCCUCAAAGCCGAUUACGAGUUUGACGCACCGUACUGGGACGACAUAUCCGACUCCGCCAAGGAUUUCAUUAGCAACCUAAUGGAAAAAGAUCCAGCCAAGCGCUUCACCUGUGAGCAAGCUCUGCGACACCCCUGGAUCGCCGGGGACACGGCGCUCUGCAAGAACAUCCACGAGUCCGUCAGCCGGCAAAUUAGGAAGAACUUCGCCAAGAGCAAAUGGAGGCAAGCAUUCAACGCCACUGUGGUGGUUCGCCAUAUGAGGCGGCUGCAGCUAGGAAGUAGUGCAGGGAGCAGCGCCAAUACGUCCAACCCCGCCGCCAGGCCGAGUCAGAAGCCGGCGCAAGGGCAGAGCCGGGCCGAGCAAAGCCGGACGGUGCCCGGCCAAGGUGCCGGCACGGCCGCUAGCCAGACUUCAACCUUAGAAAACUUGGCAGCGACACAUAAGGAAUGUGUCUCCACACCGGCCACCCCCUGCAGCCUGGCCUCGGCGGCCGUCUCCCCUUCAACGGGCACUGAGCUGAGCCGACCGCGCACCUCGGCGGUGCCCGCCCCGGUGCUCACGGAGACCAAGUGA
Messenger RNA from Nerophis lumbriciformis (worm pipefish), 1278 nucleotides. Lineage: Eukaryota; Metazoa; Chordata; Actinopteri; Syngnathiformes; Syngnathidae. The record is from RefSeq and is a predicted model, not a curated record.